Geosmithia morbida is the source of this 1134-nucleotide messenger RNA. Its product is annotated as tRNAThr (cytosine32-N3)-methyltransferase. Lineage: Eukaryota; Fungi; Ascomycota; Sordariomycetes; Hypocreales; Bionectriaceae. The record is from RefSeq and is a predicted model, not a curated record. The transcript has 2 exons. Gene Ontology annotation, molecular function: tRNA (cytidine-N3)-methyltransferase activity. The annotation marks the transcript as partial.
GAGGAUAGCCCUGCUGCGGCUGCUUCUCCUCCUGCCGAAGAGAUGGCGUCCCCAAAAGUUGAGGGACAGAAGGGGGAGGAGAAGGAGGAGGAGAAGCCCGAGGUCAAGACCCAGGCUGUUUCACAGAGCAACAAGGAGGAGCUUCCUCCACACAGGUCGCAUGACCCGUCUAACAACCUCAAGCGAUCCGAUCCCUUCCAGUUUGGAAGCCGGUACCUGGAGGCGGGAGAUAAUGUCUACGAGUUCAACGCCUGGGAUCACGUCGAGACUGAUGACGUAUACAAGGAGUAUGCUGAGAAGCAAUACGAGAUGCAACGUCAAUCUCCCGUCUCCGACUUUGACAAGAGCAGAUUCAAUUCCAACCCAGAAAAGUGGUGGAAUUUAUUCUACAAGAACAACACGUCCAACUUCUUCAAGAACAGAAAAUGGCUACAGCAAGAGUUUCCCGUGUUGGCUGAGGCAACCAAGGAAGACGCUGGUCCCAUGGUCCUGCUAGAGAUUGGCGCUGGCGCCGGUAACACUGCCUUCCCCGUGCUGGCCAACAACAACAACCCGCAGCUUAAAAUUCAUGCGUGCGACUUCUCCAAGACAGCCGUAGAGGUCAUGCGCAAUAACGCGGCGUACGACACGAAGCACAUACAGGCCGAUGUGUGGGAUGUGGCGAGCGACAGCCUGCCGCCCGGGCUGGAAGAGGGCUCCGUAGACGUGGCCAUCCUCAUUUUCAUAUUCUCGGCCUUGUCGCCCGACCAGUGGGCCCGGGCGGUCGACAACGUCCACCGCGUGCUGAAACCAGGCGGGCUGGUCUGCUUCCGCGACUAUGGAAGAGGUGACCUCGCCCAGGUGCGCUUCCGCAAGGGACGUUAUCUGGAAGAGAAUUUCUACAUUCGCGGUGACGGCACGCGCGUCUACUUUUUUGACAAGGAUGAGCUCGCAGGUAUCUGGUGUGGCCACACCCCUCAACGUGACGGUGAUGAGCAGCAGGUCGACAGCAACAACGGCCGAGCACUAGCAGGCGAUUUCACUCCUAAGUUCGAGGUUGAGAAUCUCGGUACCGAUAAUCGGCUACUCAUCAACCGGAAGGAGGAGAAGAAGAUGUAUCGCUGCUGGUUGCAAGGCCGUUUCCGAAAGAAAUAG